AAGCGAAGAAGAGGAGGUUGUCUCUCAUUACCGACUUCAAUUUCUCUCUUCUUUGACUCUUUUCGGAGUGCAGAGUGCAGAGUUUGUGAGAGAGAUGGGUUUGAAUUGUGGCGGCGUUGUGGUGAGGUUUGGUUUGUGGGUGGCAGCGCUGUCCAUUGCCGGCUACAUAGUGGGUCCUCCUCUCUACUGGCACCUCGUCGAACUCCUCAACCAUUCUUCUUCUUCUUGCACUCCCUGCGUCUGUGAUUGUUCUUCCCAACCCAUCAUUUCCAUUCCCCAAUGGCUUAGCAACUCUUCAUUUGAAGAUUGUGCAAAGCACGAUCCAAAGGUGGAUGGAGACACCGAAAACAAUGUUGCAGAGCUACUGUCAGAAGAACUAAAUCUCCGGGAAACUGAAGCUUUGAAAAAUCAGCGUCGUGCUGACAUGGGUCUGCUGGAAUCUAAGAAGAUUGCAUCUCAGUAUCAAAAAGAAGCAGACAAGUGUAAUUCAGGAAUGGAGACAUGUGAGGAAGCCAGGGAGAAGGCUGAGAUGGCCUUAGUGGCUCAGAAGAAGCUCUCUGCAUUAUGGGAACUGAGAGCUCGUCACAAAGGAUGGCAAGAAGGGCUUGCCAAAUCUAAUUCUCGCUCUAAAGGGAAACUGCACUCUGCUUAGACUGCUGUGGCCUACAUACUACUUUCUAAUGGAAGUUAUAUAUAGUUGGGGUAGUAGCCAAUCAUCAUAGGUCCCGUAUAAUUCUGGUAUAUCCUUUAAGAGUCAAAACUGUAAAAUCCUAAUACAAAUGUUGCUGUAUUUCUAACCUCCAUUUUUGGUACUUACUAUAUAUUUAAGACAGUUGAAAGAUGAGAAGUGUUAGGUUUUUUGUGAAAAACUUCUUACAUAACAAAAUUGUGUGACUACUUGUUUCUGAAA
Vigna umbellata (rice bean) is the source of this 910-nucleotide messenger RNA. RefSeq lists its product as uncharacterized. Lineage: Eukaryota; Viridiplantae; Streptophyta; Magnoliopsida; Fabales; Fabaceae. The record is from RefSeq and is a predicted model, not a curated record.